AUGGAGUUUGGCAAAGCAGCAACAUUCUUCAGCAAAUGUUCAUCGAUUCCUCUACUACACGCAAGGUCCUUCCAGCUGCGCACGCAGGGAGCCGCUCGCGCUCCUUUCACCAUCGAGUAUGAGCAUCCUCAUUAUCCGACAAGAUUUAAGAGCGCGUUCUAAAAACUCGUUGGGAUGUUCUUAUUGCAUUUGGAUUCAUAUUAAUUUAAACGUAAUAAUGAAACAUUUUUAACCACAUCAAACCAACUAGCAGAUACACUUCUUCUACAGUCUUCAAGGUACUCUGAGGAAUUAUUUUAAGUCUUUAAAGAUGUCACUGAUGUUUGGGAAGGCAAGGAGCUGUAACUUCUCUGCUAUCCCUGAGGGGGGACAACCUGAGGUCAAUGUGGUCGUCCUCGGAGUGAUGGGCUCGGGAAAAUCAGCGUUGACUGUCAAGUUUCUCACCAAGCGCUUCAUCAGUGAAUAUGACCCCAAUCUAGAGGAUACUUACUCUUCUGAGGAGAUGGUGGACCAACAGCCUGUCGUUGUGAAAGUCAUGGACACAGCUGACCAGGAUGGCCCAGUGAACUGUGAGCGCUACCUCUCGUGGGCCAGUGCCUUCCUUGUAGUCUACAGCAUAGACAACAGACGGAGCUUCGAGGGCUGCCAACAGUACCUGGAGGCCGUCACCGUCCACACCAAGGCCCUGCAGCCCGAGACCCCCAUUAUACUGCUGGGCAACAAGCUGGACAUGGAGAGAUACAGGCAUGUGAGUAAGAUGGACGGCUCGGCCCUCGCCUCUCGUUUCGGCUGCCUGUUCUUCGAGGUGUCUGCUUGCCUGGACUUUCUGUCUGUCCAGCGGGUCUUCCAUGAAGCCGUGAGGGAGGCCAGGCGAGCGGGUGACAAGAGGAGCCCCCCGUUACGCCCCCUCUACAUCAGCGAGGACAACAAGCCAUUGGUCAGCCUCGCCACCGUGCCCCCAUUCACCACCCCCUGCUACAAGGAGCUCCCCGUGCCUGCCACUGCCAAGUUGGUGACAGUCAAGUCGUCACGGGCCCAGAGCAAACGGCGGGCACCCACGCUGACGCUGCUCAAGGGCUUCAAAAUCUUCUGAUGACUCGAUGGAGAAUGAGACCAGAUUUGGAAUCGUGCUUAAAGACUGGAGAUUUGAGGCUUCACUCAAACUUGUGCUGAAAGACUUAACUUGGACUUGUGCUCAGAGACUUGAGACUUAACUUGGACUUGUGCUCAGAGACUUGAGACUUAACUUGGACUUGUGCUCAGAGACUUGAGACUUAACUUGGACUUGUGCUCAGAGACUUGAGACUUAACUUGGACUUGUGCUCAGAGACUUGAGACUUAACUUGGACUUGUGCUUAGAGACUUGAGACUUAACUUGGACUUGUGCUCAGAGACCUGAGACUUAACUUGGACUUGUGCUCAGAGACCAGAGACUUAACUUGGCCUUGUGCUCAGACUUGAGACUUAACUUGAACUUGUGCUCAGAGACUUGAGACUUGACUCUGAGUGACUCAGGCUCGAAGACUUGAGACUCAACCUUGACUUGCCUAAAGUGACUUAUUGAUAAAUCUGCCAUAGUGGCUUACAAUAUGGACAAGUGAGAGAACUGUGAAAUAUGUUAUGAAAGAGACAAUGGACUGUGUCAAAUGCGAAAAACAGAACAAAAUGGAGACAGAAUAACAUACAACCAAGCCAUCAACAUAUGCAGCAGAAGCUGUCAUGGUUGAUAUCACCAUCACUAAGUUGGAGCGUGUACCAAAACACCGUCAUGACUUACUGCAUCUUCAAGUCAAGAGAAGGAACAGCAAUUAUCAUAGCUCCUUGAGAGAUGGACAGUAAUGGACUGGUGUUUAAACUGUCAUUGUGAGUGUUGAAUUUAUAUUGCCAAAGUCAGUUACUGGGACAGAGUUAUGUUAGUUGCCAAAUGUAUUGUGGGGAUUGGAGUGCUUAUGAUGGUGAUGGUAUGUUCACUGUAGUGUAGAUUACUAACACUAUGCAAAUCUAUUUUGAUAUACAUUUUAAUAAGCUUUAAAGGAAAACUAAUUUGAUCAAAUGAAGACAUAUUUUGUUUAUGUAGAUACAUUGAACUUAUUUGACGUUGUAAACACAUAACAGUAAGUAGCAAGUAAAUCUUUGAGGUAAAGGCCCAGUGCAGUCAAAAUUCAGUUUUUUUCUGUGUUUUAUAUUGUAUUGUAUAACAGUUGAUGAAACACUGUAAAAGUGUAAAAAAUGUGAUCAGUGUUAUUUCCUGAUCGUUGCUGGUUUAAAAAACAAUCUACAUAGGACCUUCUAAUCAGCAAGUUUGCAUGGGCGGGAGUUUCGGCUUUCCAUGGUGACAUCACCAUGCUAUAA
Messenger RNA from Coregonus clupeaformis (lake whitefish), 2352 nucleotides. Its product is annotated as ras-like protein family member 12. The coding region runs from base 311 to 1093 and encodes 260 amino acids. Gene Ontology annotation, molecular function: GTPase activity; GTP binding. NCBI's taxonomy places the organism in Eukaryota, Metazoa, Chordata, Actinopteri, Salmoniformes, Salmonidae. The transcript is spliced from 6 exons. The record is from RefSeq and is a predicted model, not a curated record.